GUUCAAGUAGUGACAGGCCGAUUGCUUACGCGGUAGGCGGGAAAUAAACCAGCCAAUCAGAGCUCGAGUUGAUCGAACCGUCUGGUCGACCAAUUGGCGCGUGUGGCUAGCUUGCUAACGGGAAGUGAUCCAUUCAGUCAGUGCCUCAAGUGAAGACAGGAACAUCUUCCACGCCUAUAACAGCUUCAACUCUUCUGGGAAGGAUUUCCACAAGGUUUAGGAGUGUGUUUAUGGGAAUUUUUGACAUUUCCACUAGAAGCGCAUUUGUGAGGUCAGACACUGAUGUUGGACGAGAAGGCCUGGCUCGCAGUCUCCGCUCUAAUUCAUCCCAAAGGUGUUCUAUCAGGGUUGAGUUCAGGACUCUGUGAAGUUCCUCCACACCAAACUCAUUCAUCCAUGUCUUUAUGGACCUUGCUUUGGUCACUGGUGUGCAGUCAUGUUGGAACAGGAAGUGGUCAUCCCCAAACUGUUCCCACAAAGAGCAUGAAAUUGUCUGAGACAUGUCUCCAGAUGAGCUGGUGUACCUGGGGAUCCUCGCCGCAUCCAUACCCGUGGGGGUCCUGUUCCGCUACCUAAGUCCUCCAGUGAAGCAGAAGGCAGCGCUGACGUUGGGUCUCCUCAUCACCAUAGCCACAUGCGGGAUACACACUUUACACUCACUGUGCACCGUGUUGGGAACGUGGCUGAUCAUCCGAGUCAACUGGAAAAAAGCUCCAUACCUAUCUCUGGGAUGGACGUUCCUUUAUCUUUUAUUCUUUCGGAUGGUCAAUUGGUUCGGACUUCCUUCUCCAUCACCAUUCGCUAAUGCCAUCCAGCUUCUCCUCACCCUGAAGAUGGUCAGCUUGGCGUAUGAGGUUCAGAGCUACCACUUCGAGAAGAAAAAGGACGUGAGCUCGUUUUCCAAGUCACCUGUGAUUGGCCGUCUCUCUCAAGAGCCCUCCCUCUAUGACAUCUUCUCCUACAGCUACUGCUACAUUGGGAUGAUGACCGGACCGUUCUUCCGUUAUGGGACGUACGUGGACUGGCUCGAACAGACCGAUCCUCUGUCUCUGCCAUGUAAAGCUCCGUGCCUGAGCAGGUUGAAGAUGGUUCCCAUGUACGCCGCUCUCUUCCUGGGUUUUAACUACUUGUUCCCAUUGUCCUACGUUCGCACCGACGACUUUAUGGAGCACAACUUUUUCUUCAGGUUUUUCUACAUGGUGGCAGUGUUCUUUGUGUUCCGCAUGCGGUUCUACUCUGCGUGGUGUGGAGCCGAGGCCGUCUGCAUCGCCGCGGGACUUGGGUGUUACCCACAGGGGGCGGAGUCUAAACCAGGACGCGGACCUACAGUACAAUACAGCCCUGAGCCCGGUGCUCUGGUCGAGUACGACUUCAAAACCAUCCAGAACAUCGACUGCUACAACACAGACUUCUGUGUGAAGGUGCGACACGGCAUGCGCUACUGGAACAUGACAGUGCAGUGGUGGCUUCAUGAGUACAUCUACAGCAGCGCACCAUUCAGAGCCUACGCCCUGAGAGCGGGAUGGACGAUGUUGGUCAGUGCAUACUGGCACGGUCUGCACGCAGGCUAUUACCUGUCCUUCCUCACCAUCCCGGUGUGUAUCGCUGCAGAGCUGGCCAUGGAGUCGUGUGUGCGCUCGCGUCUCGGCACCGAGGGUCAGAGGGUGUUUGACUGGGUGCACUGGUUCCUGAAGAUGCGUGCCUAUGACUACAUGUGCAUGGGCUUCGUCCUGCUGAAGGCCAGCGACACGCUGCACUACUGGAGCUCCAUUUACUUCAUCAUCCAUGUCGUGGCGCUCGUCUGCAUCGCCGUCGGACGCCUGAUGGGCGGGAAGAAGAAAGAGAAGAAGGAGGAGGAGAGCGAGAAGUGAUGCUCAGCUUAGCAAAAAAAUAAUAAUAAAUGCAGUGCAUUAUGGGAUUUCAGGAGUGCGCUGGGGUUUUCCUACAGUCUAAGAACUACAAAUCCCAGCAUGCACUGCUUCUUUAUAUUUAUAUAUAAAAGUCCCUGUUUUAGCUCUGUUUUUACCACACAUUCUGAAUCUUUCCCUACAAGCAGUCAGGCAUGAAGGAAGGAAAUGAUGGAGGGAAGAGAGAAGGAAAAGAUGCAGGAUAGGAACACACUGCUGAAGUUUUGGGGGCGUGUCAAAAACAGAGCUGAAGCCGAACAGAUUUCUAUGUUUCUGUGCCAUGCUAAAAGACUGAAAAUGAUGAACAGAUGGAUGGAGGAAAGAGAAGAAAAACAAAAAAAGCUAUCAAAAAGUUUCACGUGCCAGUACUGGUUCUGGAACCAGUGUACAAUUACUUCAUCUCCCAGCAUGCACUGCUCAUUAGUGUUUCAUGUCUUUAGGACAUGAGGGGAUUAGCAUUUCAAACACAUUUUCCCAGAAUGCACUGCUUCUGUGCCAACAUCAAGAAGAAAAGCACUUGUUCUUCUCAAUUUCUCUGCUCUGAGGAUGUUAAGGUUUACAUUAGAAAAGGACGUCGCGCUACGUUAGCGAGUUAGCCAAACCAAGACGAGCAACUCCAUCUCCCAGCAUGCACUGCUUCUCUACUAACUGCCAUGCGCUCAGUAUUGUGACAUGAGCCAGUGUCUAAAGACUACAUUACCCAUCAUGCAUCAGCUUUAAACAGCCAACCCAUUCACUGCCAUACCAACAUGAGCACAGGUUCCAGAGGGUCGUGUGACGGGGGAUCACGCUAUGCUACAAGAAAGUGAGCGUCAAAGUGAGACAUUGCGUGUGCUAAUUCCAAGAAUUUUACAAAGCCUCAUGGGAGUUGAAGUCCAUCAUUGUUUUGUAGUGUUUUUAUACGUUCUUUGUUUUUUUUUGUGGUGGGGUGCCAACAUUUUAUUUCUGUCACUUUAUUAUAACUUUAUUCUUUUUCUGGAACAUUCUCUAUGGAGUCUAUUUCCUUUGGUGGUAUUACUGUACGUUUUUUUUUUUUGGAAAGGGAAUUUCCGGAAAUGUGCUUGGUAACAAGCGUUGGCUUCUCUGUGGAAUCAUUAGACACGUUCGUUAUGAAGCAGAAUCGUCACCGUUGUGUAGACUGUUUGAGAUUUACACCUUAAUUCACAUAAUCAUUCACGCUUUAGCUACAAACGCUUCAUAUUCACCUUCGUACUUUUCACACUCACUCCAUCUCCCUGAGCGUGAUUGUAUAAACUCUGUGUAUAUUUUUAAGUAUUUUACACGAGGAAGGUGUUUCACUCUUCCGCCAUGAGACUAAACCGUCGUGUGUUGAUAUUAAAAAGUUCAAGUUGAAAUGAA
Messenger RNA from Hemibagrus wyckioides, 3266 nucleotides. It is a transcript of the gene mboat7, whose product is annotated as membrane bound O-acyltransferase domain containing 7. Gene Ontology annotation, biological process: phosphatidylinositol biosynthetic process; lipid modification. Gene Ontology annotation, cellular component: mitochondria-associated endoplasmic reticulum membrane contact site; membrane. Gene Ontology annotation, molecular function: lysophospholipid acyltransferase activity. The record is from RefSeq and is a predicted model, not a curated record. The coding region runs from base 501 to 1871 and encodes 456 amino acids. The transcript has 10 exons. Lineage: Eukaryota; Metazoa; Chordata; Actinopteri; Siluriformes; Bagridae.